Molecule: messenger RNA, 1542 nt
Organism: Nylanderia fulva
Lineage: Eukaryota; Metazoa; Arthropoda; Insecta; Hymenoptera; Formicidae
Source: RefSeq, a predicted model, not a curated record
AUGAGUACCGACCCGAUUGAUAUGAUAAUCGGAGCGGAUUUAUACGGCAUGCUCGUACUCGAUGGUGUUCGACAAGGUUCCGAAACGGAGCCCACCGCGCAAAAUACUACUCUCGGUUGGAUUUUGUCCGGGCCAAUCGCUUCGUCCCCGACCAAUCUUUCGAUUUUUGAGACCGCGCAUCACGGAGUCGUCCUUGAAGCGUUAGAUUUCGACCUUCGUCGUUUCUGGGAGACUGAAGAGGUCCCUCAGACCCAACACCAUAGCCCUGACGAGCGCAAGUGUGAAGAGCACUUUCUCGCUACCCAUUCCCGCACUCCUCAAGGACGCUAUAUUGUUAGAUUACCGUUUAAAACCGGACCACCACUCUCGUUAGGAGAAUCUCGCUUCAUUGCCGAAUCGAGCCUCUAUCGCUUAGAGCGACGUUUCAAACGCAAUCCAUCUAUCGCUUCAGAAUACCACGACUUUCUCACGGAAUACGAAAACCUUGGUCAUAUGAUCAAAAUUCCACCGACAGAAAUUGUACAACCGGAUCAAAGUUAUUACAUACCGCAUCAUGCUGUCUUACGUGACAGUAGUGCAACUACUCGACUGCGGGUUGUUUUUAAUGCAUCCUGCCGUACCACUAACGGAACCUCGUUAAACGAUAAUAUGUUUAUCGGACCUAAACUUCAAAAGGAUUUGGCCGCUGUCAUAAUGCAGUGGCGCCAAUAUCGUUACGUAUUUACCGCCGAUAUCGCCAAAAUGUAUCGUCAAAUUUUAGUUGACUUCCGCGAUACUGAUUACCAGCGCAUUCUAUGGCGCUCUUCUCCCAGCGAACCUGUUCGCGACUACCGUCUUCUUACCGUGACGUACGGCACUGCCGCCGCUCCGUAUCUCGCUCUUCGAGUGCUAGACCAACUCGCUGAAGAUGACGGUGCUCAAUUUCCGUUGGCCGUCCCUGUUCUACGUCAUCAAACAUACGUUGAUGAUUGCGCGUUCGGAGCCGACGAUCAUAUCCUUGCACGGCAAACACGAGACCAAUUAAUCGCGCUUCUCGCUAAAGGAGGCUUUCGCCUACGAAAGUGGGCAAGUAAUUCUCCAGAUCUUUUGUCAGACCUCGAUCCUGCCGAUCAUGGACUAGCCACUCACAAAGUCCUCCAAGACGAUGAACACCUUAAAGUGUUAGGAGUUAGUUGGAAUCCAAAGCUCGAUGCGUUUCAACUUCGCGUAUCUCUCCCGUCUUCGCCGGGAAAAACGAAAAGAGCUAUUCUCUCGACAAUCGCUGGGUUUUUCGAUCCGAUGGGAUGGGCCGCUCCCGUCAUCAUCGGUGCAAAGAUCUUUAUGCAACGAUUGUGGUCGAUCCAAUGUCAGUGGGACGACGACAUUCCGGGUGAACAUUUCGACCACUGGGCAACUUAUCAUCACCCAACUACCGCAUCUCGAGACGCUCAGUAUUCCGCGUUGGACGACGCACGGAUCUCAUACUCUGCACAGCGCACUCCAUGGCUUUUCCGAUGCCUCAACUAUGGCUUUCGCAGCCGUUGUUUACCUUCGCGUUGUUAA